This is a messenger RNA of Penicillium taxi, 978 nucleotides long. Its product is annotated as bZIP transcription factor. The coding region runs from base 1 to 978 and encodes 325 amino acids. The transcript has 2 exons. The record is from RefSeq and is a predicted model, not a curated record. Lineage: Eukaryota; Fungi; Ascomycota; Eurotiomycetes; Eurotiales; Aspergillaceae.
AUGCCAGAGCUAUCCUCAACUGAACGGAAAAGGCUCCGAGAUCGUCGGGCACAACAGAAUCUUCGUGAUAAGAAGUUGCGCCACACAACAAAGCUUGAGGAGCAAUUAGCCCACUGCGAGCAAUAUCACAACGAUAAAGGGGUACAACAGCUGCUUGAUAUCAUCAAAGGGCUUCGCAAGCAGAAUGAAACUCUCCAAGAUCGCCAGAAAAGCCUAAAGACCCUAGUCAAUUCGUGGGAUGGAGCACAAGAAAUGAUCCCAGAUGAUUGGAAUUGUUCAAGACGGACACAUCCAAAAUCACAUGAUGAGUCUCUCAAACCUCCUAUAUUGAAUGACUCGAACCCAAAAAGAGUAGUCAAUUUGAAUACCCCAACGUCACCGACAAGCACACCUCCACAGCUACAUCCAAAUACUAAUUUAUCCUGGAAUCAACUCCCACUCUACUCUGAUGACUUUUCUAAUAUUCAAACCACAUCCUGUUUCUGCAAGACAAACCUACUCGCAAACAUGAUUCACACAGCCCUCUGCAGGCGGCCAAUCCGCGAUCCAGAAAAACUAGCCACGGGCUGGCUAGCCUACCAUUUUACCAGAUGGAUAUUUGCCCCAAGUCCAAGCACCUACAGCCGACUCCCUGAUUUCAUGCGACCUGUGCAGGACCAGUUACGGGUAGCUCAUCCGCUCAUUUUUGACCUUGUCUGCUGGCCCAGGAUCAGACUGAAUCUGAUUAGGAAAUGGCAGAUCUACGACAAGAAUCGUGAUGAGCUGUUCGGGCUUUUUGGGUGUUGUGUUAAACUUCGCUGGCCGUGGGGGGAGAAGAUUCUUGAGCGAAAUGAGGACAAUGAGAUCACUACCAGGGAGGAGUUUUAUAAUGUUUUUAUGAAGGAGGAAGGGUGGGGUGUCACUCAGGAGUUUAUAAAUCAAUUUCCAGAGCUUAUGGAUGGGAUUGAUAUUGAUUCCCUUGUUGCUACGAUGACUUAG